CCCAGCGGCCAAUGGCCGGAGGGGGGCGUGGCGGCGCGGCCUGGAUCCCAGCGCGCGCCCUGUGCGCCCUCGGAGCCGCCGCCGCGCUCGCAGCUCGCAGCUCGCCCCUCGCAGCCCGCGCCGCUGUCGCCGCUGCCACCACCGCCGCCCGCCCUCCGCGCGUCCCCGCCGCGCUCCUUUCCCUGCGGCCGGCCCGGGGAGCGCUCGGUCGCUCCGGGCAGAGUGUCCCUGCUGCGGCCCUGCGGCGAUGGCCACCAAGAUCGACAAAGAGGCUUGCCGGGCGGCGUACAACCUGGUGCGCGACGACUGCUCGGCCGUCAUCUGGGUGACUUUUAAAUAUGACGGCUCCACCAUCGUCCCCGGCGAGCAGGGAGCACAGUAUCAGGACUUCAUCCAACAGUGCACAGAUGACGUCCGAUUGUUCGCCUUCGUGCGUUUCACCACUGGGGAUGCCAUGAGCAAGAGGUCCAAGUUUGCCCUCAUCACGUGGAUUGGUGAGAACGUCAGCGGGCUGCAGCGAGCCAAAACGGGCACGGACAAGACCCUGGUGAAGGAGGUAGUGCAGAAUUUUGCUAAAGAGUUUGUGAUCAGCGAUCGGAAGGAGCUGGAGGAAGAUUUCAUCAAGAGCGAGCUCAAGAAGGCGGGGGGAGCCAAUUACGACGCCCAGACGGAGUAACCCCAGCCCUUCCCCUGCCCCUUGCAAAGUCAUCUGCCUGCCCCCCGGGGGAGGGGACCGCGGCCUCAGCCACCAGCCCACCAGCCCGCCAGGGACGGGAGACGCAGUGAGAGGCACGCGCCUCCCUGUCUGCCGCCUGCCUCCCCUUCCCCGCUUCCCUCCCGAGCCCUGUUGCGCCCCAUCUCCCGAAGCUCGCGGAACAUGUUUCUUUUAUCUCCUCUUCCUUUCCCGCUCUUUCUCGUUCUAAGGAAAAAUCAUUUUGAUCCCAAGGCCACGCACAUCAUCAGAUCUGAGGCUCCCCCUGCGGUGACCCCCCUCUCCUGGCCUUCUCUUACACCGUAGCCCGCGUGGCUUGGGGGCCGCGCCCGUCGGGGGGCCGUCUUGGGAGCACCCUCGUUCAUCCCAUGCGUCAGGCUCGGACCCCCCCAGAGCGUGCUCCGGGGGUCCCUCACCCCUGCAUUCAGAGCUGCCUAAGCUACCCAUGCCCGGCAGUGACACAUCGAAGCCUGACUCCGACCGAAGAGAAGAGAGAAAAUUUGCCUUAACAGUCGCCCAGCAGCGGCUCGUUCCUACCCUUUUGCUCGGAACCCCACUGCGCGGCGCGGAGUGGGGACACGGGUCCGAGUCCAGCUGUGACCUGGCAUCUCUCAGGGUUCGCUUCAGGGGCUCCCAAGGUGAUGAGGACGCCAGGGAGGGAGGCCGGGGUGCCGAGUGGGGAUUCGGGCAGAACCCGAUUCCUCGCUUUCGGGGGGCCCCCGCCGAGCCGCCGGUGGAACGGACCCCCGCCCGCGUGGCCCCAGAAAGUCAGCGGUGUUCAUCCCAGGUCCACACCACACGUCCAAACGCAGUUUUGUUUUCAGAGGAAGAUGAGAUUGGCUUGUUUCUUCACGCGUCCAAUUCGUUUUCUUUCUUUCCUUGCUCAUUUCAUUUGGGGGUAGGAAGUCUGUGCUGUAUCGGGGCUGCGAACAUCUGCCCUCAAACAGUUUACAGAAAUAAAUGUGGUUUUUUUUGUUUUUCAAAAA
Messenger RNA from Prionailurus viverrinus (fishing cat), 1698 nucleotides. RefSeq names its product coactosin like F-actin binding protein 1 (gene COTL1). Gene Ontology annotation, cellular component: actin filament; plasma membrane; cortical actin cytoskeleton. The coding region runs from base 248 to 676 and encodes 142 amino acids. Gene Ontology annotation, biological process: regulation of actin filament polymerization. NCBI's taxonomy places the organism in Eukaryota, Metazoa, Chordata, Mammalia, Carnivora, Felidae. Gene Ontology annotation, molecular function: actin filament binding. The transcript has 4 exons. The record is from RefSeq and is a predicted model, not a curated record.